AUGUUGACACUUAAAAAUACUUACUCUAAAUUGCUUGCUACUAAAUCUAUUAGAUAUUAAAUUCAAUCUACCUCCUUAAAUAGAAAGUUCACAUAGAAACCACUAAGUGAACUUACUAAGGAGGACAUAGAUAGAGAAAUGAAAAUUUUUGAAGAACUUAACUCAAAAGUUUAUGAAGUUGAUAUAGAAGAUAUGAAUAGACAUACGAUACCAAAUAAUGUUACAGAUGACACAAAACUCCCAUACAUAUUUGAUAAGGAUAGAACUUAAAUUGACUUUAUGGGGGAAAUUAAUACAAUUGAAAAGCAUUAAGAACUUUUUACUAGAACCAGAAUUAGUCUAUUGAUGAGGAAAGUGUACAUCCCUAAAUUCAAAGCUAAAGCUUUUAGUUCAUAUAUUUAUGGACCAGAAGACUAGUAUAAUAUGUAAAAUUACAAACACAAUGUCAAUAAGAUGGAAGUAUUUGGAAAUCCUGAUAGAUCUAAAGAUGAUGUGAUCUUAGGCAUUGAAUCAUCUUUUGACAAUUCAGCAACUGCUUUAGUGAAUUCAUUUGGAGAAAUCAAGGCAAUUAAUAGUAUUGACAUGUGGGACUAAUGGGAACUUUUAGAUGGAAUAGAACCUGGGGUUUCUGCUGAGAGACAUGCCGUAAAUUUACCCUUGUCUGUAGAAUCAGUAAUUGAUGAAUAUAAAAUUUCCAAAAACGAUAAAAGAUUGAAGGCUAUCGCAGUAACAAUUGGGCCAGGUCAAGAAAAAUCUUUGCAACAAGGAAUUAAUUUAGCAUAGACAUCAAGAUUCUCAUUGGAAGAUAGCCCUCGCUAAAAUUUCAAUGAAGCUUAGGUUCCAUUUAUCCCAUUUCCAUUUGUUAGUGUAUUAGUAACUGGAAAGCAUACAGAAAUAGUUUUAAAUAGAGGAAUAGGAAUUCAUACAAUUUUGGGUACUACUGUUGAUAUAGCCGCAGGAGAUGCAAUGGAUAAAGCCACUGCAAUGGUGCUUAAAAAUGAAAAAAUACUGUUUAAUAAUGAGGGAAGAAUUAAAUUUAUGAAUGAAUACAAUCAAAGUAAUCCAAAUGAUUAAAUCCCUCAUGAUUACUUUGAUUUCUUAAAAUAAAAGGAUGUCCAUCGUGGUGGGUUACUUGAAAAGUUAGCUAAGUAUGGAGAUCCAUCAGAAUUUGAAUUCCCGAUAGGUUUUAAAUAUGAUCCUAAUGCAGAUGUGACAUUUUCUGGCUUGAGAACAUAAGUUAUGUCAUGUUUUUAUGUGAGACCAGAAGACUCUGGGAUUCCAAUAUAUGAAAGAGAACCGAGAUCUUUUUCAUUCAAGCAGCUGCUAAACUUUUCAGCUUCAGUUUAGUUCUCUGUCUUAAAACAAAUAUCAAAUAAGACAAAAGUUGCACUUGAUUGGGUGAAUAGUUAAAACAUUCAUAUCAAUGCAUUGAACUUUUGUGGUGGAGUUUCAUGCAAUGAAGAGAUGAGAAGAAUGCUUGGGGUGGUAGCUAAAGAGUACAAUGUGCCUUUGGCUUAUUCUCCUAAGAGUCUAUGUACUGACAAUGCAGCAAUGAUCGCUUGGAUGGGCUGGGAACUUAAAAAUUGCAAUUAAGAUGUUGACAUAAGAUAAACGAGAAUUAAUCCUUUGAAAUCAAUUCCCUUAGGAAGUUAUGUUGUAGGCUUGAUUAAUCAAAAGAAUUCAGAUUUGAAAAAAAUUGCGACAGCAAAGCAAAAUGACUUCAAGGAAGUGAACAACUUGUUUGCAUACUAAGUGAAGGAUCCAUCAGUGCUAACUCAGAAAUAGAGAAUCAACAGACUCUACAAAGGUACAAUGAGGAAGUUGAUGGCUCAGCAUGUUUUCACAGUGAAGAGAGCUAACUUAGAUAGAUUUUAUGAAGAAUAAUAUAAAGCAAGAAGGGAUUUCGAGAAAAUAAUGGAGUCUCAAGAUCAGAAGGAAAUUGACAUCAUGAUUGAGAAGUAUGAGUUAUACAUCGAAGAUGCAUUCGAACCAUAUGCUGCCAUGCACGAUAGCAGACAACACUCAAAUUUGUGGGGUAAAAUGAUGAUCUAUAGCAAUGAGGCACUGCAAACUGAUCACAUCGGCUACUACAAACCAGUUCUUGUUACUGGAAAGCCUACAUCAGUUCACUUCCACGAACAAUACCCUCACAUGACCACUCCAUGGGUAUAUGAUGAAAAGUACUUGAAUGAAGACUUCAACUACGAAGACUUAGAGAAACAAUACCUCAAUAAAACUGCUCACAGCACAAAUGAUGCUCAGGAUGUGAAGAGCCAGCUCGACCAAGCUCAUAGAUUAUGA
Stylonychia lemnae is the source of this 2301-nucleotide messenger RNA. The record is from the annotation of a GenBank genome assembly. Lineage: Eukaryota; Ciliophora; Spirotrichea; Sporadotrichida; Oxytrichidae.